AUCGCGAUAAGUCUUCCAGGUAAUAUUCUAGGGUUAUGGGAUCAUCGACAGUACAACCCGUGCCCCUUCGGAUUUCGCUGGAUUAACAAUCGUCUUCACUCCGCACCCCUUUCCUCCAUGGGUGCGACACUUUCCAGUCUAUGGAGAGCUGUCUUCAGGCCUUGGUUUUGGUUCCACACGGCAGCUCCAUUUAGGCAUCAUUACGCCCUCGACGACAAUUCAGUCAGGUUGUUGCGGUUUGCUCGCCCAAAGUGGUAUACACUAGGCCUAGCGAGGCCAAGCCUUGUCAUCGAAACGCAUCCCGUGGACAAAUCGCCCAAAUAUGUAGCGUUGUCGUAUACCUGGGGUCCGCCACAAGACGGUAUUGCCGGGGACGAAUUCAGCGACAAGCUUCCGGUUCUCGUCAACGGGCGGCCGUUCCCUGUCUUGCGCAACCUGAUGGACGCGCUGUGUUGCUUGCACUGGCGAUGGGACUUUGACGACGAUGUGCAACACCUCUGGGUCGAUGCCAUCUGCAUCAACCAGAAUGAUCUAGCCGAACGCGCUGCCCAGGUGGGCAUCAUGGACCGGAUCUACAAACGUGCUGCAUCAACCUCCAUCUGGCUGGGGAGGGCAAGCCCCGAGGCUGCGAAGGCUAUAAAAAUGAUCAAGACCAUUCUGCUGAUCCCUCCCGAGGAUUUUGGUCGUUACUACCGGCAACACCCAAACGGGGUCCCCCCGCCGGACGAGUUUUGGCAUGAACGGGGCCUUCCCAGCCCCGAAAAGAACGGGGAAGAGUGGAAGCCGUUGAUUGACUUCUUGGAGCAUCGCUGGUUCAGCCGGACUUGGGUGAUCCAAGAAGUGACCCUCUCCUCUUCGGACAACGUUUUCGUAUUUUGGGGACCCUACGCGAUGACGUGGGAUGAGCUGGGCCGCGUGGUGUUUGCCGGUCGAGUGGCGAGGUUGGGACAACUGGGAACACUGCCGGCGCUGUCCCGGUAUCUCUCAGGCGACAGCCGCGACGGCCACGGGAACGGUAAAGCAGAGGGGAUGCAAGACUGGGUUGUCAGCGACUCAUUCGCCAAUAGCUUCCAGCUCUGGUACAACCGGCAUCGAUAUCUCCAACUGGGCAAUCCGAGCCCAGUCGACGACACGAUGCGUAACGAGAUGAGAUGCCUCUCGGGCUGCACGACGGACAAUGCAGUGUCGUGGCUCAUGUACUUCGCUCUCACCAACCGGUGGGCCGAUGCGACCGAUCCCAGAGACAAGGUCUUUGGCCACCUCGGCCUCAUCAACAAUAUCGCCGAGCAGGACGGCCUCAGUCCAUUGGCAGUCGGCGUCAACUACUCGGCCGACAUCACCUCGGCGCACAUCUACGAACAGACCAUGAGGCAUCUUAUCGACCAAACCGACAGCCUCGCCGUGCUCAUGGCCAUCAACGACCCCCCAUAUUCGAGGCAGCCAAAUCUCCCCUCCUGGGUACCGGACCUAUCCCGACGCCACGGCCUCGAGCUGAUGUGGUCCAUCCGACCCCAAUUCAACGCCGCCGGAACACCCACCACCACGGAGGACGAACAACCCAACGGCCAACACCCCGAGACCAACAACCGCCAUCGCAAGAUCCACAUAGCCGGACCGCGCAUCCACGUCCGAGCCGCCGUCAUCGGGACCGUUUCGACGCUGAGCGUCUCGCUGCCCGACCUGAUCGGUCCGGACUGGCAUCGCUUCGCCGGCCACCUGCUGGGGAUUCCGGGCGGCGCCACAUACCCGUUCACGGGGCAGGCGCGCGUCGAGGCGUUCUGGCGGACGCUGCUGAUGGACUCGGUGGCGAGGAGGUGUCCUGCGCGGUGGCCGGGGAGUACUACGGGGGACGGGGAUAUGUUUCGUGGGUUCGUGCUGCAGUGCUUGGCUAGGUAUUUCCCCGGGGCGACUGCGGCUGCGGCUGACGGCGCUAUCGACGCGGAUGCUGGAGGGGUGUUGGGUUGGCUAGGGGAUGUCAAUGAGCUGGCUGCAACGGACUUUUCUGGUCACAUGCCCUCGUGUAAGGGGUUGGCAGAUCUGACUUUGCAGAUUGCAAGGCUUCUUGAUGAGGAGGAGAACGGGGAGGAGGAGAAAGAAGAGAGGGAGGAAGAAGAGGAAGAGGAGGAAGGAGGCCGGGGGGAGAGGAUGGGGAGCCCACCACCGCACGACAAGAUCGUCAAGGCGUUGGCUGUCUGUGUCGACAGGACCUCGACAUUCCUGAUUGGAAUGGACGGAAGUAUGGUGAACCGAAGGAUCGUGAUUUCGAAUCAAGGUCAUCUCGCUAAUAGUCCGAUGUGGACCGAGGUUGGUGACACCAUUGUUGUUCUGGACAGCUGUCCUUGUCCCCUUGUGUUGAGACCUCACCCCGAAGAACCAUCGUGCUAUAUGUUGGUUGGCUCGGCAUAUGUCCACGGUGUCAUGUAUGGGAAAUCAAUAGGUGAAGAUACGGAAUGGGAGGAAGUAUGUAUUCGAUAGGGGUCAUGUACUGUACUGUACCAUAUGGAUUGGCGUUAAGGUGGGAGCCCCGAGACAGCGUUGGACCGGGGGAGGAUCUUCUCAUCGUAGUUCUGUUCUGAUGACCGAUUGCUACCUUUCACAAUGCCAUGACAAGAAGGUAGACUAGACAAUCAACAUCUACUAAUCAGUGAC
Messenger RNA from Phialemonium atrogriseum, 2649 nucleotides. RefSeq names its product heterokaryon incompatibility protein 6, OR allele. The coding region runs from base 118 to 2475 and encodes 785 amino acids. The transcript has a single exon. NCBI's taxonomy places the organism in Eukaryota, Fungi, Ascomycota, Sordariomycetes, Cephalothecales, Cephalothecaceae. The record is from RefSeq and is a predicted model, not a curated record.